Molecule: messenger RNA, 819 nt
Organism: Haemonchus placei
Lineage: Eukaryota; Metazoa; Nematoda; Chromadorea; Rhabditida; Trichostrongylidae
Source: the annotation of a GenBank genome assembly
UCACAAAGCAUGGUCAAAGAUGGUACCGUAAAUGGAUCGGAUCAUAACGUCAAAGGAAAGCGAUUGAAGAAGAAAUUCAAGGAGUCAACAAAACUGAAAGUGCCCUCCGCUCAGCAUUCCGCAACCACUUCAGUUCAGAAUGAUGAAUUACGAUACCUUCGUUACUCUGUCAGCGAGCGCUAUCCAGCACCUCGGCAGCUAUUUCUGAAACUGGAUAAGUCUAAUGAAUUUUCACUCAUUGUUGGAAACGUGCCAGCCUAUCUGCCAAAGGGGUUCGUUGAAGGUUUUCUAAAGCAGUUCGUACAAGUACCAAUUACUGAAGUCCUAGAGCAAAGGAGCAAUGCGUUGGAUGGUUCUUUAAAUCAUGGGCAACUAACCUUAUCGGUUCGGUUUGAAGAUCCAAAAGGUGUCAGUAUCGCGCUUUCACAAUGUCAGGAUGUGGGACCAUUUCGGGUAUGCGAUUUCGUCGACCCCGAGGUACCAUCCGUUCUGCAGAAUUCCGUUGCUCUCUAUCGCAGCCUUUUCCCAUCUGCUGAGGAGAUACAAAAAUCGGCCAUGGAUUUCAUCCAGAAACAAGAUGAGGAGAUUCAGGAGGCGAAGAAGGCGGCCAAACGGAAGCUGACUGAACCUGAUGAAGAGGGCUGGAUUACUGUUACAAAAGCUGCAAAGAGGGUUGGUAAACUUAUGAAGCUGAAGAAGGAUGAAGUACCUUCCAUGGGUGGCUUAAAGAAAAAGAAGAAUCAUGUCGAUAUCGCAUUUUAUUCAUUCGAUAAAAAGAACACCAAAACUAAAAGUGAGUUAGUUUUUACACAAGGGUGA